AUGUUAUUCGAUAUAUAUCCGAUUCAAAAUUACACUCUCGAGCAAAUCGAAUAUGAGAAAAAUCAUCGACUUCUUCAACCAGUUUGGGAUUUCAUAAAGGUUCUUUGUUUUCCUUUGAACUGAAAAUAAGGAUUCUGAUUAAAUGUUUUGUUUAGAAUGGUAAUGAGCACAUCUUAAGCUCCCCACUUUUCCCGCCAUUCUAUGCAUUAUCAAUCGAUUAUACAUUUGUGAUUGUAUUCACAAUCAUCGAUUUGUUUCUCUAUGAUGUCCCAUUUUUCAAAAACACCAAAAUUCAAAAAGAUCGAAAAGUCACUUGGAAUUUGAUGAAAAAAUCGCUCUAUCUUCAGAUGUGGAAUCAACUUUUAUGGUAAACUUUUUGCUGGUUCGUGAAAAAAAUCAUAAAAAUUCAUUUAGGAUUUACCCGAUGGCUUUGGUUCAAUUGGUGUGGGUGCCUCCAACAGAACUGCCGAUUCUUGCUCCAACUGUUUUCGAACUCCUUUCUCAAUUGGCUAUAUAUUUCUUGGCUUUUGAUUUCACAUAUUUCUGGUUUCACUAUAUUCAUCAUAAAGUUAAAUUUCUUUAUCGCUGGUGUCAUUCUGUUCAUCAUAUGUAUUCUUCGCCAUUUGCUGCAUCUGCACAACAUUUACAUCCAUUUGAGGUAAAAACUUAAAAAGUUUCAUACUACUCAAAAAUUGUUUCUUGAACUUAUCAAAUUUUUAUUAUUUCUUUUUCCAGCUUUUCUUCGUCGGAACAUUCAUCACGACAAUUCCAUGGAUUUUCGAAACUCAUUGUUUGACUUAUUGGACUUGGUUUUUGGUAGCGCAAAGUGUUUCAUAUGAGGUUAGCUUACGAUUUGAUAAAUUAAUUUUCAGACAAUUACAAACUAUUUUUUCCAGGUUCACAUUGGCUAUGAUUUUCCAUUUGCUCUCCAUCGUUUCUUCUGGUUUUAUUCUGGUGCUCCAGCUCACGAUAUGCAUCAUUUACGUCCAUUAACAUGUUUUCAACCAUGGUUCAAUUAUCUUGACAGAUUGAUGGGUAUAUAUUUUUUUUCGACUGAAAAAAACAGAUGUUGAGACUCAAAUUUUAUUCCAGGUUAUCACAUUACAUACGAGGAUUUGAAAAAGAUGACAGAAGCAAAAUUCAAAAAAUUCGGUUUGUACUCGAAAGAAGAUGAGGAAGGAUUGUUGAAGAUCAAUUGA
This is a messenger RNA of Caenorhabditis angaria, 1199 nucleotides long. The record is from the annotation of a GenBank genome assembly. NCBI's taxonomy places the organism in Eukaryota, Metazoa, Nematoda, Chromadorea, Rhabditida, Rhabditidae.